CUAAGAAAGUAUGGCUGGGUUUCAUCCGGGCACUUCCUGAUGUUCCCUUUGUUAUGUUAAAUGCUUGGGCUUUAGGCUUAUCGACUUAGAUUUUUUAGAUCAGGUAUACGAAAUAUAGUUGCCUGUUUACAUGAUAUUUACUUUUCUGUAUUUGCUUGAUAUGAGGGUUAGUAAUCAGUAUUGUUUUCUAACUUACAUUUUUGAAUUUUUGGGGCAUAUUGGCUUAGCUUGCAUUUGGGCCUAUGUAGGCCUAUUGUAAGUUGCCGCCCAAAAGCCUGUCCACCUGACUAUUUGGACAAUCAUCAUUUACACUAAGUAUGUUACCUUACUCGAAUGAUCAUGUACCUUGAAAUUGAGUUCCUAUCAUUUGAGAUCGGAAGCUUGGUAACAAAUGGUGUGGGUGAAGAAAACGGUCCUCCUAAUGUUAUUGCGUAGGAAAAUGCAGCUGUUGGUGAGACUAGGGUUAUAUAUACAUGUAACUUUCUACCUCACUACUUGCGUCAAUUUAUUCAUGCUUAGCUGAAUGAGGUUGGCCAAAUAUGGAGGAGACCCUUCACAGAUGUAGUUCCCGUGACAAAAGCAUGUGAUUCAUGCACAAUGUUUUAGCUGUAAAAAAUUUGAGGACACAUACUUCAUAAAAUAUGUAAAUGUAAUCUUUUUUCAGCCUUCAUGGGGAUCCAAUUGACCUGAACGUUUAUGCACAUUGGUAUAUGCUGUGUUCAUGGGUUAUGUUUUGAUGCAAUAAACAUACUUUUGUUGAUGAUUUACAUUAUUUUAUUUUCAUGCAGGGCUUCUUCAAGAAACAACAUCAAGAUUUAUUUAUUAGUAAAAACCUAAGAAGUACUGAUCCUUCAAAAAUAUCAUAUGUGAAUGAUAAAAUUUCAGCUGAAUUCUCUCACUUUUGUAUACCUUGAAAUAUGUAAUGUUAUACAUGGACAAGUAUCAAUGGAAAGAUGGCACUGGAAAGCUGCCAAUACAGCUGAAAUCAUCAAUCAACAGGUGGAAAUGAGAUCCUGUCAAGAUUAUACUUUCUUUGCAGUUGAAAGAAUUGACCAUAAGUGGAGCCUGCAUGUGUUGAGAGAAGCAGUGCCUUUUGUUGUAGCAUCACAAUUCAAGCUUGUGAUGUGUGUGCAGCCUUGUCUGGAUUCAAAGCUGCAUUGCUAAUGCUGCAUGUUUGUAGACGACAGGACAAUUUUCUUCUUUCUGAUGAUAACGUUGUCACCUGCCUUCAGAGGUGAUAAUAAGUUCAGAGAUACCAGUAUUGUUUGACGUUUUCUACCUACAUGCUGUGGUAAAUACCAUGUUGUGAUUUGGCGUUUGUUGCUAUCAUAUAUUGAAAAUGGCAUGGUAGGAACUUAAUUAAAAGCACAAGAAGAAAAGUGAUUUAUAGAUGCAUUUGACAAGUGUUGAUGAGUCUACUACAGUCAGUUGAGAAAGCUUGCCUCUCAGAGCUGAUGUGUUAUAAUUGAGCCGUCAUAGAGCAAAACACAUUGCAAGGUGAGAGGCCUUAUGUGCAUGGAAAUGUUGUAGUGUAGAAUUAGGUAUGUGCCAUCUCUGUAAAGUCCACCAGCAGAUUGAGGAUGUGGCUAUUUGUGGGGUGGUAUCUGGAGGAUGGCUACGGACUUGAUGUGCAGUGGACAAACACAUAGGAGCCAGCUGAGCAGGCCCCAGCUGCAGAGGAAGUGAAGGAAGAAGUUGAAGAUGUGGGCAAUGGAGACCAGGUGGAGACAGAGGAAGGGAUGGAGGUGAGCUUAGAACCCACUGAAGGGGAGGAGGACUUACCAGAACCUGGUGAUGACAUUCUAGAUGAUGACAACAACAAUGAUGGAGAGGAAGCUGCAGAUGAGCAGGCAGAAGACGAACUGUUAGAAGAAGAGGAAGGAGAUGAGGAAGUAGAGGGUGAAGAAGUUGAAGAGGAGGAGGAAGAGGAAGGUGUUGAAUGUGGCGAAGAAGCUGAAGAAGAAGUAACAGAAGGUGAAAAUGGGGAGACCAAGAAGAGGAAAGCUACUGGCAAACAACCUGUAGCCAAGAAACAAAAAGUUGAACCAAAACCAGUGAGGAUGAACGUUUAUGUCAAGCGAGUAACCCAUGAUUCCUUUGAAUCCUCGCUGGAAACCUUCCUAAAGGAGAAUGAAGUAGCGUUAAAAGAGUUCAGGCCUAACAUUGAUCCAGCAUGGACACUAGCCGGAGAAAUUGUUCUGAUGAAGCCUGAGGACAAAGAGAAAACAUUGAAUUUAUCUGGGAGUGAGUUGGACUUGAAGGAGGUGAAAUUUGAAACAAUUGAAGAGAAGGAGACCAAUGAAGGGGAUGAAUCUCUGAAAAAACUGAGAGCUCCUGAUGAGGUCAUCUUGUUUGUGAGAAAUUUCUUGAAGACUACAACAGAGGAAGACUUGAGGACACUAUUCCCUACAGUAGUUGAGCUGCAUGUUCCACAGAAAAACCAGAAAAGUAAAGGGUUUGCUUUUCUUCAGUUUGGAUCCAAAGAAGAAGUACAAGAAAUUAUCAAGACUAAGCAAGGCGUGGAGUUGGCUGGGAAAAAACUGGUUUUAAGUCAGUUUUCAUCUCGUAGUUCUGGAGAUGCCAAAUCUCCUGGCCGUGCACAAAGGGUUCCUAAAACUAAAGAUCAAGUUGGGAACAGUCAGAAUCGUGUUUUGUUUGUUGGAAAUCUCAGUUUUGACACAAAAGAAGACAAAAUCAUGCGAAUUUUUAGGACGGCUGAAAGUGUGAAAAUCCUGCGAUUUGCCAACACUGGAAAAUCUAAAGGAGUGGCCUUCAUUGAGUUCCGAACUCCGUUGGCAGCAAGGAAAGCUUUUGAGAAAUUUAGUAAUGCAAAGAUUGAUGGACGUUCCAUUAAUUUGGAGUAUGCUGACCAGGAUAAAUUUAAAGGAGGUGAGCGUGUCCCAGCAGGAAGGGGAACACAGGGCCGGGAUCCAGGACGCAGGAUGUCUGGCGGAGGUGGGCGCUCCAUGCAGGGAUACAACGCUGGGGGCAGGCAGUUCCGAGACGGGGGACAGAUCCGAUCUCUUCUUGAUAACAUGCAAUUUGAAAGGUCCAUGGAGUUGGAAAGUCGUUACAACAGAAUGGGGAAUAUGGAUGGUGGAAUGGGUGGCCGUAUGGGUAUGGGUAUGGGCCUAGACAGUGGACUGGGCAUGGGCAUGGACCGAGGGCUUGGCAGCAGAAUGAAUCUGGACAGCUCCUUAGGGCUGGACAGUGGAUUUGGUGGGCGAAUGGGACUGGAUAGUGGACUGAGCGCCCGUAUGAGCCUAGAUGGAGGCAUGGGGGGCAGGAUGAGUCUGGAUGGAGGCCUGUCGCGCCGUAUGGGACUUGAUGGAGGGUUCGGCAUGGGAGAUCGACUUGGUAUGGACAGUGGCUUUGGUGGUCGUAUGAGCAUGGACGGAGGCAUGGGCAGCUAUGGAGGCCGUAUGGGUGGGAUGGAUUCAGGCAGUUUUGGGGGAGGCUACAAGAAUAGGGGGAUGGGUGGAAUGAGAGAUAACAGUCGAAUGAGACAGGGAAACCGCAAAGGAUGGAAUUAAAUUUUAUUUGACAUCAGCAAAAUUUUUUAUUGUCAUGACUAUCAUGUGUGGUUUGCGAGUCAAGGUAUUGUUAAGGUACAUUUUUAUCUCUUUAUUUCCUCACAUCUGAUUGUGAACAGUAAAAUGUUGUACUGUAUCUCAUUUGUAUGAGUUUGCUUUUAUACCUACAUGUAUAAUGUUAAUCUGAUUGUAAGCAAGGUGAAUUCUUAAUCAGAUAUGUUUUCUUUUUGAACAAUUACAUAUUUUAUCAUUGUGCCUGUGGAAAUAAACUGUCAAGUGAAG
This is a messenger RNA of Liolophura sinensis, 3815 nucleotides long. Its product is annotated as nucleolin-like. Gene Ontology annotation, molecular function: RNA binding. NCBI's taxonomy places the organism in Eukaryota, Metazoa, Mollusca, Polyplacophora, Chitonida, Chitonidae. The record is from RefSeq and is a predicted model, not a curated record. The transcript is spliced from 11 exons. The coding region runs from base 1740 to 3533 and encodes 597 amino acids.